Molecule: messenger RNA, 2897 nt
Organism: Pisolithus orientalis
Lineage: Eukaryota; Fungi; Basidiomycota; Agaricomycetes; Boletales; Pisolithaceae
Product: OPT oligopeptide transporter protein-domain-containing protein
Exons: 22
Coding region: 405-2678 (757 amino acids)
Biological process (GO): transmembrane transport
Molecular function (GO): oligopeptide transmembrane transporter activity
Source: RefSeq, a predicted model, not a curated record
AUUCAAUGACCUCGAUGUUAUCGUGGGGGAAACGGAGAGUAUUAUUCACCGACCCUAGUAUUCUAUGAUACGCACCCUUUGUUUUUGUACGAGCUGGCACCCUCCCGAUGAGCCUCAAACGGCAUAUCGUUUACGUGGCGUGAUCAGUACGGUGCGAAGUUGUCCAUCCUGGAGAUAGUAUACCCCGUUGGUAUCAUCUGCAUUGCCUCGUCAAUACCCCCGGUCCGCGACCAUUCUUCAUCACAUGGAUCAACAUGCAUGAUUCUUAGGCUUCUUUGCCGCUGCUAAGGGUAUAAUAAGAACAGAGGAGUGCUCUAUGAGGUUUCAGCCUUCAAGCUGACCGCCUCCAAUUCGCCUCGGUAGUUCACCUAGCUCGUUGAGGGGCUAGCUUCUCCCUUCCUUCCAUGCCAACCAAAUGCAUAUCUAUUGGGGAGAAGGAAAGCCCAAUUUCACCACACUCUGAAGAGGUCAUUUCCCCCACUUCAGAGAAGGUCUAUGGUGAAGGGGAAUGCGCAAGCAAUGAUGGAGAUGCAAUCUUCGUCAAAGGAGAGCCAGUAAUUGCCACGGGAAGGGAUGUCUCAUUCUAUCUAGUUGAUCCGCGGGAUGACGGUGACCCUGCCUUGACCUUCCGCUCGCUUUUUAUCGGCACCAUAUUUGCAUGUCUUGGAGCGGCCCUUUGCCAGAUAUACGCAUUUAAGCCCGUCCAAGUGUCGGUAUCAACUGUCUUCCUUUUGUUGCUCAUCUACAGCGUGGGUUUGGCCUGGGCUAAGUUUAUUCCCCGGCGCUCUUCUGUCGAAGGGACGCGAUUUGAGAGGCUCGGACCUAUUCUCGAGUUCUUCAAUCCUGGUGACUUCAAAAUCAAAGAACACGCUAUUGCCACCCUGGUCGCAUCCACUGCGGCCCAGGGCAAUACUGCUGUACUUAACUUCGCAGUUCAGCGUCUGUAUUACAACACUGACGUGAAUGCAAUUACCGCGGUUCUUGCCACGUUCUCCACAUCCUGCUUUGGAUACGGACUCUGUGGGCUACUGCGACCCCUGACCGUCUAUCCAAGUGAAAUGGUUUAUUGGUUGAACCUACCUACUGUUACCAUCUUCCAAUCACUCCAUUUCGAUUCUACGGCCAACCGCAAGCGCAUGAAGCUGUUCUGGCUCGCUUUCGCAGGCAUGUUCAUAUGGGAAAUCUUCCCGUCCUACAUCUUUCCGCUCCUGAAUGGCAUCAGUGUACUUUGCCUCGCUUCUCAGCAUGCCAACCCAUCUAUCCAGAACAUGUUUACAAACAUAUUCGGUGGCACAGACGGUAAUGAGGGUUUGGGUCUCCUGAGCAUUUCGCUCGACUGGCAGUAUAUUACAUCAGCGUACUUGAGUUUGCCAUUGAUCCAGCAAGCGAAUUGUUGGGUUGGAUAUGCACUGUGUUACAUCAUCUUAGCCGUCAUCUACUAUUCCAAUGUCUGGAACUCUUUGACUUUCCCGAUGCUGUCCACAUCGAUAUUCUCCUCCAAUGGAUCCGUCUACGAUCAGUUAACUGUGUUCGGCAGUACUUCCCAAUUGAAUCAAACAGCUUUGAAUGAAGUCGGUUUGCCUUACAUGGCCGGUUCGAAUGUGUGGGCUAACAUCACGGCAAACUUAUCUAUUGGUGGUUUGUUGGCACAUUGCAUAUGUUUCUGGGGACCAUACUUGAGGGACACUCUUCGGAAUACGCAUUCUGACAUACAAUCCGAUCCACACUGGAAAGCUAUGCAAAGGUACAAGGAAGCGCCAUUCUGGUGGUAUAUCGGACUCCUUGUUCUGGCGUUCUUCAGCGCGCUUAUUGUGAUAUUUAAGGGACAAACGACCCUUCCCUGGUAUUCUUAUAUAGUCGCGUUACUACUUGGAACUUUCGUUACGCCCUUCUCCCAGCUGCUCUUUGCCCGCAUGGGUAAUGGAAUCGCCACCAACCAACUGAUGAAGAUGGUUGGAGGUGCAAUAGCCCCUGGUCGCCCAGUUGCCAAUCUCUACUUUUCCAUGUGGAGUCACGAUGUCAUUUCACAGUCCAUCGGUCAAUACCUGAAAAUCCCCCCACGGGUCAUGUUCCUUACACAAGUUUGGGGCACUAUUCUAGGAGCAGCUAUCAACUACGUUGUGAUGGUUUCAAUCGUGAAUGCACAACGAACCAUCUUGGUCGACCCAAAUGGCACCAACGUCUGGAGCGGCCAAGUAGUGCAGCUUCUCAAUACUGACGCUAUAACUUGGUCACUUGCGAAAGAAUUGUAUGGCCCUGGUGGACGAUACUUCAUUGUGCCGUUGAGUUUGCUUAUUGGCGUCGUGCCUACUGUUAUUCAGUGGUUUGUUGCGAAGCGAUGGCCUACUAUUGGACCAGUCAAGGUCGACAGCAUCAUUUUGCCUAUCAUAUACAUGUGCUCUGCGAUAAUGUCAUCCGGCACGAAUUCCACGAUCACCUCUAGCAUCAUCGUUGGCCUCGUCUCACAGUUUUGGCUGAGAAAAUAUCAUCCGGGCUGGUUCAGGAAGUAUAAUUACAUCCUGGGAGGUGCUCUAGAUGGAGGAGCACAAGUGAUGAUUUUCAUUCUGUCGUUUGCUGUCUUCGGCGCGUCUGGCGUACCAAGACCUUUCCCUGCGUGGGCUGGCAACCCCGCAAAGGGGAACGUAGAUUAUUGCAAUGGAAACGGUGCGCUCUCUUGAGGUAUCUAUAUACUUUGCGGUUUCGGUCUGUUAUGUUGGUUUGGGGCAUCCAUCUGAUGGUUGAAUGGGGUAUUACGUGUAUGACGCUUGUUAAUGGCCAAUGGUUUAGGGAUCGCUUGUGCGUGCCGUUGGUCGGUACACCGGCGCAACGAGUGUUGCCGUGGGAUGACAAAGCCCUAGUAGUAGACUAUUGAUAAAAGAUCCAGUUCAUCAAGUGCG